UAAUCAUAUAGAUACUAUAAAUUACAACAUAGGCCAUAUUCUUGUGGGAACCAGCUCAAGAAUGUGUUUAGCAAAUGGAAAUUGGAGUUCUGUACAGCCAACUUGUAAAGUCGUUGACUGUGGAGCACUUGAAGGCUUCACAAAUGGCAAAGUUGUGAUAUUACAGGGAACCACUUUUGGACAAUCAGUUGUGUACUCUUGCAAUGAGGGGUACACACUAAAUGGAGAUGCCAGACGUACUUGCACUGCUAGUGGGCAAUGGUCAGGGUCAGCACCAUCAUGUGAUCCUGUGGAUUGUGGACAACUUACUGCUCCCAGUAAUGGAGAAGUUAGCAUGCCUGUUGGUACUACGUUCAAUAACGUGGCACACUACAGCUGCCAUUCCUGCUAUCGUCGUCUAGGAGUUUCAUUACGGAUUUGUGGAGGAAAUGGACUGUGGAUCCCAGCUCAACCAGCCUGUGAAAUUCUUGAUUGCGAUCGACCUCCAGAUCUUGAAAAUGGAAUAACCAUAACACCUUACACAACGACUUGCAGCAGUGCGGUAACCUACAGCUGUGACAGAGGCUAUUUACUGGAGGGAGUUAGCUCACGUUCCUGUCAGACUAAUGAAGAGUGGUCUAAUGAAACAGCACUGUGCAAUCCUAUUGACUGUGGCAGCUUGAGUAGUCCUGACAGAGGCACAGUGUUGUUGUCUGGCUCUACUUUCAUGAGCAGAGCUACCUACUCUUGCAACAGUGGAUACCCACUGAGAGGACCUGCAGUACGUACUUGUGGUCCUGAUGGGCGAUGGUCCCAAUAUCCACCUAGCUGCGAGCCUGUGGACUGUGGUGCAUUGAUGAAUCCUACUAAUGGAGGAGUGGACACAUCGUCUGGAACCAUUUUCAUGAAUAGAGCUACCUACACUUGUAACAUAGGCCAUAAUCUUGUGGGAACUAGCUUAAGAAUGUGUUUAGCAAGUGGAAUGUGGAGUUCUGUACAACCAACUUGCGAAGUUGUUGACUGUGGAGCACUUGAAGACCUCACAAAUGGCAGAGUUGUGAUAUUGCAGGGAACCACUUUUGGCCAGUCAGUUGUGUACUCUUGCAAUGAGGGGUACACACUAAAUGGAGAUGCCAGACGUACUUGCACUGUUAAUGGGAAGUGGACAGGGUCAGCACCAUCAUGUGAUCCCGUCGACUGUGGAGGGCUUGAUGCUCCAGCUAAUGGUCAUGUGACCACCUCUCAAGGCACUCACUUUAUGGAUACUGCCUUGUACAGUUGUUCCCCAGGCUACAACCUCACUGGAUGCUCCGAGGCAGUGUGUCAGUCCAAUGCCACCUGGUCAUGUGACCCUCCUUUCUGUGCCGACAAUACAAUGAUCCAACUCAAGUUCGGGCCAACUAGCUAUUGUGUGGAGUGGAAUGAUGAGAAAGUUAAAAUGAUGUACAAGAUCAUGCACAUUGCCAUCACCAAGGCAAUAGAAAAGAGUGGACAUGACAUUCCCAUGAACAACAUUCAACCUGGCUACUUUAUCUGUUACGAAUCCACAACGAGGACGACCUAUCGAACCACAAUCACUGGUACAAAGAGUGUGAGCGCUGUCAACUAUGCUGAAGUACUUGAGAAGUGGGUGGAGUCUGGAGUGACCACCAGGUUGCUAUGGUACGCUAUCAGGAUGGACAAGGCUUGUCCAGUGGUCAUUGACUCCAUGGACCAGGACGAGUGUGAAGUAUAGCGAGUUAUUGAUUAUUGACUCGUACAUUUUAAGGAAAUUUAUAAGUUAUAAUGCUGCACUGUCUAGGAUGUUGUAGAUUUGCAUACUGUUUAUAUAAACUGCAUCAUAAAGUUA
Halichondria panicea is the source of this 1828-nucleotide messenger RNA. RefSeq names its product CUB and sushi domain-containing protein 1-like. The coding region runs from base 62 to 1714 and encodes 550 amino acids. The transcript is spliced from 10 exons. The record is from RefSeq and is a predicted model, not a curated record. Lineage: Eukaryota; Metazoa; Porifera; Demospongiae; Suberitida; Halichondriidae.